This is a messenger RNA of Boleophthalmus pectinirostris (great blue-spotted mudskipper), 2569 nucleotides long. It is a transcript of the gene mfsd6l, whose product is annotated as major facilitator superfamily domain containing 6-like. The transcript is spliced from 2 exons. NCBI's taxonomy places the organism in Eukaryota, Metazoa, Chordata, Actinopteri, Gobiiformes, Gobiidae. The record is from RefSeq and is a predicted model, not a curated record. Gene Ontology annotation, cellular component: membrane. The coding region runs from base 156 to 1826 and encodes 556 amino acids.
UGUAGCCUGACUGUACAGUUCAGUGGUACAGGUACAUGUGGCAGACGCAGGUGUGGAGAGGUUAAUGAAAGUACAAAUGACUGGUUGUGAUGGAACCAAAUGGAUAAUGAGCACGACAAAGUUCAUAUGAAUUAACUAGUAAAAGUUGAUCCAGCAUGCGGAGGAACAAACAGAUCAACGUGUCCCGUGCUCUGGCUCUGGCUGGUGCCUUCAACUUCCUCAUCUCAGCUGCCAAAGCAUGUCUUCUUCCUUUUUUCACACUCUACCUCCGCCACCUUGGCCUCACCCCCACAGAAACCGGUUUUGUGAUGGGCACCAAGCAUGCCAUAACACUAGCAUGGAGCCCCAUUGCUGGUCUGCUCUCCAAGCACUACAACAAGAGGAGAGUUUUGGUCAACAGCUGUCUGGUGGUUUCUGCUACUGCUGCCAUUGUUAUUCCAGUUAUCCCACCUGCAGAUGUGCACAAAAUAAGAUGCAAUAAUAGCAUUUCACUGGUUAAUCCAACACAAAGCUCAACAGAUGGAAAACAAAUGUCAGCUAGUUUGACAAGUCUUGGAAAUUUCAAGAGUGCCAGUUCCAGCAAUGUAUCUAUGGAAGUACCUAUCGCACUUAAGGAAGCAAAAAAUAACACAUCUGUUCCAAAAAUAGAAGCAAUAAAGAAAAGGAAAUCUAACGUCAGACUAGAAGGCAAUGUUGAUAAACAAUCCAAAUUAACAGGCAAUACAGACAACAAUUCUGACAGCUUAAAAGAAAUGGACAAUCAUCACCAAUUAUUUUUCCUCAUUCUCAUAGCUGUUUCUGUAUUAACGGCUGCGCUUGCUCCAUUAGAGUGGACUGCAGAUGACGGGCUUUUUGAAUACCUGGAUUUCGCAGAUGCUGCUGAUCGCUACAGUAAUUCCAAGACAUGGAGUUUAAUUGGGGGAGCAUUUGGGGUUUGUGGAUCUGGAGUUUUUGUAAGUCAGUUAAGCUGUCUCCUAGCUGCUGAGACUCCAAGGAGCGUGGUGCAUUUUGUUUGUUUUUCUAUCAUCACUCUUGGGACUGUGCCCAUUGCAAGUUUUCUACCUUUCUAUCUCAACAAGAAGAGAACCAAGCCUGAUGGUUUGGUCAAAGGACUGCAGUUGGUACGUGGAUCUGUCCGUGCUGUGCUGUGCGCCACUACAAUUUUGCUUGUUGGAAUAGUAAUUUCAACUGUGGAAAACUUCCUGCUUUGGGAAAUGCAGGACAAUGGAAGCAAUGAACUACACAUGGGGUUGUCGUUGGCACUUGGGCUCAUAUCCCAAGUUUCAUUCCCUUUAUUUGUAGUUAAAGUAUCAAAAAUUCUUAGCUCUGGGAGGGUGUUGGUCCUUGGUGCAACAAUUGUAUCAGUACAAUGUCUCUACUUUUCAUUCCUUUGGGGACCUUGGGCUGUCCUUCCUGCCCAAAUUCUGAAUACUCUGAGCUUUGGGGGUCUGUGGUGGGCUGUCCAGGUCCAGUGUGAUGACAUUGCCACACCAGGGACUGAGAGGAGCGUUGCUAGAGUUUACAGUGCUUUGUCUUUGGACCUGGGGCGAGCUUUGGGAAGUGUCAUAGGAGGAGCAGUGGUGCAAAAGUUUGGCAUUGCAUGGAUGUUCAGGGGAGCAGCACUCGGGCUGAUAAUGUGGUGUUUUGUUCUGGCUCUACUUCAGGUCAAAGCUCCUAGACAGAGAAGAAUAAACUAUUCUAGGUUGCUGGCAGCUGAUGCAAGUGAAGCAAGUGAGUCUGAAUCUGAACAGGAAAGAGACUGGUUAGAUAAAGCCAUAGAGGAUGAUCAAAGCAAUAAUAACAGUGGCAGAAGGAUAUACCACUGAAGCUAAAACUAAAACCAUUUGACCAAUAGAAUGCAGAAGACUGCCAUCAUCAGGCCUAAGUAACCCGAACAAGGGUUAAUAUUGUGUAAUUUAUUUUAUUUCAGUAGUUUUAUCCAUGCAUAUGUUAGAAAUAAUGCAUGCAUGGGCACACAAAGAAAAAUUACCUUAAUUGAAAACAAUAUAAAGUAAUAAAUAGCUCUAUCAUUUAUGUACACCUGCUCAGCCUGACAGUGUGUUGACUUUCAGCUCUCAUUACAGUUUUAUUUCUGCCUUAUUAGGCUGGUGAAGAGCCAAGUGCUCAGAUGGGCAGGCAGAUUAGAGAGUGUUUUUUUUUUUUUUUUUUUCAUAAACAGGCAUUAGCAUAAGUUAUUCUUUUCCAAUGCAAACAAGGUAACAGGAUAGGACAGGCUAUCCUAACUGGAAAUCCUGCAAACAACUGAAGUGUGCUCAAGGGGAUACCACACCCUUAAUCUCAUGUGUCGAAAAUGUGACCCAUAUCGAUAUAGCACAUGAAGAAGAAGAUGAAAUAAUGAACCUCUCCUCUACUUGCCAAGAUUCCUGUUGACCGUUGUUGCCUUAAGACUAUUUGUUUAUGUUUGUUGUAAAUGUAAGUUAAAAUGUGUGUGAUGCUGCUACCUGCUGGAAGAAGCUAUAACAGUAAUGAAUACUGCUGUCACAUGACUCCUUAUUUACUAUACUAUUCAAAACCAAAGUCCAGAUCUUUCAAAAUACAAGGGAAUAUU